Molecule: messenger RNA, 3881 nt
Organism: Agrilus planipennis (emerald ash borer)
Lineage: Eukaryota; Metazoa; Arthropoda; Insecta; Coleoptera; Buprestidae
Product: calpain-C
Exons: 12
Coding region: 319-2352 (677 amino acids)
Biological process (GO): proteolysis
Cellular component (GO): cytoplasm
Molecular function (GO): calcium-dependent cysteine-type endopeptidase activity
Source: RefSeq, a predicted model, not a curated record
GCUCGCAGCGACGGUACUCAGUGCGCAGUGUUACUUAAGGCUCGGUUUUGUUCGGAACUCGCGAGUAUUUUGCACGUGUCGCGAAUGCCCUUAAGCCUCUAAUCGAAUGAACGCGAAUGCUAUGCAAAUCUUGGUGGUGACCAUUGUUACACAAACGGCGGUGAUUUAAUUUUUUUCUUCUUUUUAUUGAAUAAAACAUACUAUGUAAAGUAAGCAGAAGAACGGCACCUCAUUAUUAAUAGUGAGUGGUGGUGUUUUUUAAAUUUAACUUGGAGUAGCAACAACCUAUAACUUAUUUACGGAAUUUUAGAAGACGGAAUGAGUGAUUACGAACGCAUAAGGCGUUCGUGCUUGAAGCGUGGUGAGCUUUGGGAAGAUCCAGAUUUUCCUGCAACACAAUCUUCUGUUUUUUACCAUCAGACUCCUCCUUUUCAAUUUACAUGGAAACGACCAAAGGACAUAUGUGCGCGACCUGAGUUUGUCCAAGAUGGACCGGCACAAUUCGAUAUUAUACCCGGAAAAAUGGGUGACCGGUGGUUGGUAUCAUGUUUAGGUGUUCUGUAUCUUAAUAAAGGACUAUUUUAUCGAGUGGUUCCCGCUGACCAAUCUUUUGGUCCUGAGCAAUACGCGGGAGUGUUUCGAUUUCGUGUUUGGUGGUGUGGGGAGUGGACGGAAGUAUUGGUAGAUGAUCGUCUGCCCACCGUUCAUGGCCGUUUGGCAUUUCUACAGGCCCAACAAUCUGACCAUUUUUGGCCAGGUCUUCUAGAGAAAGCUUAUGCAAAACUUCACGGUUCAUAUGAAGCCCUUAAAUAUGGAACUCUAUUGGACGGUUUGGCUGAUUUAACCGGAGGAAUAACAGAAAGUAUCCCCAUGAAACAAGAUGCAACUGUAUGCGCCCGACUUUUGCAUAAAUUCCUCGACAUGACUACAAUUAUUACCUGUACAGUACAACCACCCCCGCAGCAAAUAAGGCCUCACGUUGAAAAACUACCAAAUGGAAUUCUUGUUGGGACAAAUUAUAGGCUUUAUAGUGUCGAAAGGGUCGAAAAAUACAGUGGUGAGGCUGUUCAGUUGGUAAGACUGCGUAAUCCUUUGGGAGCAUGUUCAGAAUACGUAGGACCAUGGGCAUGUACGUCCCCAGAAUGGACAGAACUUCCUCCAUCUGAACAGGAAAGAUUACACUCACGAACAUCAUUAGAGGGAGAAUUUUGGAUGUCAUAUACUGACUUUAUUAAGACAUUUACUCAUCUAGAGGUUGUCCAUUUGGAUAGCGAUACGAGUCGGGAUGAACCAAGUUUACAUAAUAAGCAUACGUGGCAAAUGAGACUGUACCAGGGUAGUUGGCAGAAGGGUGUCACAGCGGGGGGUUGCAGGAACAAUCCUGACACCUUUCAUAUAAAUCCUCAACUUCAGUUGCUUCUGAGUGAAAUGGAAGAAGUAAUAGUUUCAUUAAAUCAACACAGCAUAAUGGAACCUAAAGUGAUUGGAUUCACAUCUUAUUCAUUACCAAAAAGCACAAUGGAAACACUUGGAAGGCAAUUUUUUAAGAAAAAUAAGUCUCUCAUUAAUUCACAAUACACAAAUAGUCGACAAAUUAGCCAUAGAUGUCAAUUGGAGCAAGGUGGUUACCUCAUCCUACCAACCACCUUUGAACCAGGACAAGAAUCCGGAUUCACUCUCAGGGUGUAUUCAAGUAAGCUACUAAAAUUAAAACUUCUGGACACAAUUCCAGCGACUAUUAAACCAGCUAUAGUGAAAGCACCUGCUGUUCUGGACGGAAAAAGUUUUAGUCAAUAUGAAGCAGUGUUUCUUCAAUUGGCUGAUGAACAUAAGACUGUGAACGCAUUUGAAUUGCAAGAAUUACUCGAAGCAUGUCUUCCUAAUGACUAUAUUAAAAGCUGUGCUUCUAUUGAAGUAUGUCGACAGGCAGUUUUGACGUUAGAUGCUACAGGAAUAGGACGACUAAAGUUUAGUGACUUCAAAGACCUCAUGUGUAGUUUAAAACAUUGGCAAACGGCCUUCAAGAGUCACACCAAAGAAAAGACCGGCGUUUUAAAAGCGGAACGGUUGCGAGACGCCCUUGUGGAUGUAGGAUUUCAAUUAAGUAACGACGUAUUGGGUGUCCUCAUAUUUCGAUACAUGAGGAAGGAUGGUACAUUGCGUUUUGGAGACUUCGUUUCGGCCAUAUUACACCUCAUUGUAGCUUUUAGUGUUUUUGAAUCAAAAGAUCCACUACAAAAUGGAACCAUCAAAUUAAGUCUACCAGAGUAUAACUACUCCAAAUAUGGUACAGAAAAACGCAACUACGUCAACAUUCGGUUACAAUUUACAAUGUACCGAAAGAAACAGUAAAAAUCGGUCCAUUUAAAAAAAAAUCAAUGUUACAUGUAACGAAAGUAAAAAGAAAGGUUCGAGAUAUUUAAAACCACAAAAACAUUUUUUCUGGAAGUUAUUUAAUACGAGUUUACUACUGGCGGUUUAUAAGAAAAUUUCGCGGUAGAUUCAUUUAUAUUUCUAACAAGGCCCUUAAAUUUGAACUUUAUAUAAAAUGUUAAUAAAUAUUACGUUACAGUUUGCUCUUUUAAUAUGAUAAUAGCGAAUAUAAAUAUAACUGUUGUUCCACAUUUUUGUAAAAAUUCAAAAAAUUAGAAAACUUUCUUAUCUGAAGACUUUUGAGACUCAAAAGGCUUUGCAUAAAAAGUAAAAUUCAGUGAAUAACCAAACUGAAAUGUUAACUUAUAAAUUCACCCUUCCUUUUAUGUGAAUUAUUCUUCUAAUAUAUAAGUGAAAUGUACUUAUGUAUUAACUCUUAUAAUAUAAAGAAAUCUUAGCCAAAGGGGUUGUAAAGCUUUUAUUAAUUUAGAUCCAAGACCAACGUUUCAGAUCUUUGUAAGACGUAGAAGGCUUUAUCAAGAAGCGAAACGUUAGGGUUAGUUUUAAGUUAAUAAAAACUUAACUACCCUUUUUUGGCUCUGAUUUCUUUAGAUUACGAAAUCAAAGAAGAAGACUUAAAGUGUGCCAAUUGUGAAAAAUUCCCCAAAAGUUUAAUAAUGAAUAAAAUUAUCACUGUCUUUUUUGGUCAUUUUAUUAAAUUUCAGAGUCGUAUUAUCUUAAUCGACAUCCAAACUUGCCUUCCCACAGUCUCUCGCAUUCUACCCUGUAAAUCAUGUUUUUAAAUUCUGCAUGAAAAUUUGUCUGUUUUUGAUGUAUCUAUAUUAAUCCAUUAAUUACGUGUGCUCAGAAUAGGGGGAGGGGGUCCAACGAAAUAUCACCAAAUCUCGUUUAAACGGAGGGGCGGAUAAUCGAAAAACUCACGUCAACUUCAAAAAAUAUAAAAUAUUACAGAUAUUAAAAAAAAAAAAUAUUUUGAGUGUGGACGAAAGUUUGGAGUGGAUAGAUGAAGAAAACGUAGACGUUUCCAGUGACUGUCUUCCUGCACUACCAGAAAUCCGAGAUGACAUGUGUCCAAUUAUUUCGAUCGAAAAAGUACACGAGUCUCCAUGGAUUGAGUAAAAAUUAAAAAAAAAGUGUUGUAAUCUGUUUUUACUUUUUUUAAAUUAAGUUUAAAAUAUUUUUAGCGUCAAUCUCACGUGGGGGGGGGGUCCUGACAAAUCUCAAGUCUAAAAUGACCGAAAAAGAGCUCACGUAAUUAAUGGAUGCCCUCUAAUUAAUAAAUAUUACAAAUCAUAAGACUGAUUAAAACCUUUUUGGGACUUAAAACUGAAUACUUUGAGCUAUCCACGUCCACUUUUUUUAUAUAGAAAAGAACCUUGUAACUAUCAAAAUAAAAAUUAAAGAAACUACUUUUUGCAAGAUUUUUAAUCCGAAUUAAUCAGAUAAUAUUUUCGGAGACGAAUAAUUCCUCGAGAAAAACUAAGACA